Messenger RNA from Trichosurus vulpecula (common brushtail), 2770 nucleotides. RefSeq names its product DNA methyltransferase 3 beta (gene DNMT3B). Gene Ontology annotation, biological process: negative regulation of transcription by RNA polymerase II. Gene Ontology annotation, molecular function: DNA binding; DNA (cytosine-5-)-methyltransferase activity, acting on CpG substrates. Gene Ontology annotation, cellular component: nucleus. Bases 1 to 2502 code for a protein of 833 amino acids. Lineage: Eukaryota; Metazoa; Chordata; Mammalia; Diprotodontia; Phalangeridae. The record is from RefSeq and is a predicted model, not a curated record. The transcript has 21 exons.
AUGAAGGGAGAAACUCGAAGAUAUAAUGGUGAGGAGGCCAGCAAAGAAGAAAUUACUUUGGUCAAUGGCAGCGAUGAUGACACUCUCUCUCCUCCAGUCCUGGAAGCAGUGGAGAACCUGGAGAGCAAAGGUCGUAGGGUAAGCCGACGGGGAGUGUCGAAAAGGGAACUCUCUCAUAUGAUCACCUUCGAUGAGGACUUGACUGAUGACUCAGAGGUAACAGAAAUCCCUGUGAUGCCAAAGCUGUACAGAGAAACCAAGAUUCAACCCGAAAGUUCAAAUGUCCAGUCCCGAAGUGAGGAUAGUACCACUGAGUGGGGAAGACGUAGACCGCCCCCACGCCUGGCCUCACGGGCUGAGCACAGCAAGCCCAGCAAGAAAGAAACUGAAGAUAUCAGUUCUGACUUCAAAGAGACCCCCGUGACCAGGAGCAAUAGGCGUCAACAAUCCACUGGCACCCUGCCCACUGGUAUCCAGUCUUCCCUGAACUCUUCUUGCCUCACCAUUGAUCUCACUGAUGAUCUUGGGAACAAUAGGACCAAUACGACCACCAGGCGCAGUGCUCGAGAAAGACGCUGUCAUUCUCUGGGUUCCCAAAUUGUGCUUUCAGAGAACCAUGAUCACAUGGAAUACCAGGAUGGAAAAGAGUAUCACAUUGGUGACCUUGUCUGGGGGAAGAUUAAAGGUUUUUCCUGGUGGCCGGCUAUUGUGGUUUCCUGGAAAUCUAACACAAAGCGCCAAACUAUCCCUGGCAUGAGAUGGGUACAGUGGUUUGGUGAUGGCAAAUACUCUGAGGUCCCCUCAGACAAGUUAGUGAGCCUUGCAUCAUUUAGCCAACACUUUAAUUUACCUACGUUUAACAAGAUGGUAUCUUACAGGAAGGCUUUAUACCAAGCCCUGGAGAUGGCCAAGAGCAGGGCUGGUAAGACUUUUCCAGUCAUUCCUGGUGCCUCAUGGGAUGAAAAACUCAAGCCCUUGUUAGAUUGGGCUCAUGCAGGCUUCCAGCCAAUGGGAGAAGAGGGACUCAAACCCAAAAAGAAGUCAGAAGGACGUUUCGUUCCAGAGCCCAAACAGAGAAGAAAGACUCCAGAGGAAGUCACUGUCCAAGAGAGUGUACCUCCUCCUCCUAAACGCCUGAGGACCAGCUGCUUGAACAACAACAAAGAGCGGGUAGAGGAAGAGCAAAGCAGAGAAAAAAUGGUUUCUGACAUCAGGAACAACAAAAGCAACCCUGAUGAUAACUGCAUAGCCUGUGGAAGAAAAAACCCUCUCUCCUUUCACCCUCUCUUUGAGGGGGGCCUCUGUCAUACAUGUAAAGAUAGAUUUCUAGAGUUGUUCUAUAUGUACGAUGAUGAUGGAUAUCAAUCGUACUGCACCGUGUGCUGUGAGGGACGGGAGCUCCUGCUGUGUAGCAACUCUAGCUGUUGCCGGUGUUUUUGUGUCGAAUGCCUGGAUGUGCUGGUUGGGUCAGGAACAUCAGCCAGUGCCAAAGCACAAGAGCCUUGGAGCUGUUACAUGUGCCAGCCUCAGCGGUGCUAUGGGGUCUUACAACGUCGAAAGGAUUGGAACAUUCGCCUUCAGGAAUUUUUUACCAACGACAAAGCUCAGGAAUAUGCAGUUCCAAAACUGUAUCCAGCAGUCCCUGCAUCAAGGAGACGACCAAUCAGAGUCCUGUCCCUUUUUGAUGGUAUAGCUACAGGCUACUUAGUGCUAAAAGAUUUGGGUAUUAAGGUAGACAAGUACAUUGCUUCAGAGAUCUGUGAAGAUUCCAUUGCUGUUGGGACAGUCAAGCAUGGAGGGAUCAUCAAAUAUGUUCAUGAUGUCAGGAACAUCACAAAGCGCCAGAUUGAUGAAUGGGGACCAUUCGAUUUGCUUAUUGGUGGAAGUCCAUGCAAUGAUCUUUCAAAUGUGAAUCCUGCCAGGAAAGGCCUUUAUGAGGGCACAGGAAGGCUCUUCUUUGAAUUCUACCAUUUACUCAAUUAUACCCGUCCUAAAGAGGGAGAUGAGCGCCCCUUCUUCUGGAUGUUUGAGAAUGUUGUGGCCAUGAGGGUCAAUGACAAGAGGGACAUCUCAAGAUUUUUGGAGUGUAACCCAGUAAUGAUUGAUGCCAUCAAAGUCUCAGCUGCGCACCGAGCCCGCUAUUACUGGGGCAACCUGCCUGGGAUGAACAGGCCGGUGAUAGCAUCAAAGACCGAUAAACUCGAGCUUCAGGACUGCCUGGAGUACAAUAGGAUAGCGAAGUUAAAGAAAGUACAGACAAUAACAACUAAGUCGAACUCGAUCAAACAGGGGAAAAAUCAGCAAUUCCCUGUUAUCAUGAAUGGCAAAGAAGAUAUAUUAUGGUGCACAGAGCUAGAAAGAAUUUUUGGCUUUCCUGUCCAUUACACCGACGUGUCAAACAUGGGUCGAGGUGCUCGCCAGAAGUUGCUGGGCAGAUCCUGGAGCGUCCCUGUUAUCCGGCAUCUUUUUGCCCCACUGAAGGACUACUUUGCCUGUGAAUAACACAUGGGCUGGAACUGACAGGUGGAAGGGGAUUUUGGCCAUUGGAGGAGGGUGCCAUUGGGGAAGAACCAUUACCAGGGAUGGCAGAACUUCUGGGUUCUUCUCCCCCUCUCAACUUCCCCUCCCAAGUUCUAGUCUCUGCUAUUCUUCAAUUUUGUUGCUGUGAUGAAUAAGGUCAGACUAAGACCUAAACCAUCAGUCAUUACACGUACCUCAGACUUUUCCCCAUUUGCUCAGUGGGACUCUUGUUUUUGAGGCACACUCCUUC